CCGCCCUCACCCGGGCUCCCCACUCCACGCCGUCAUGCCCUCCCUCGUUGGCGCGGACCGAGCUGGCUUGCGUCCAGGGCCCGCCCCCGGCCUCCCCCAACCCCUCUUCUCGAGGCCCGCAGCCCUAUGGCUGCCAAACUUCAUUUUGCUUUCCUGGAGCUUGCCUUCUUGGGGGCACCCUCUCCCUUCGCUCCCCACUCAGUUGCUCUCCCCCUGUCUCUGCAUCCCCUCCUCUCCUUUUUCCCUGCAAGGCCAGCUGACUAGGUGUGGGCACCCUGGGUGGGAGUAGGUUCCCACUGGGUCUCACUGCUCCCUUCCUGGGCUCCCAAGGGGAGCUUUCUGUGACUGCACCUUGACCUAAGAUGGCGUCUUGCACCCAGCUGGGCAGUUCUGGCCUGCGUAGGGCUGGGGAGGAAGGGCGGACUAGGGACUGCACAACUGCCCCCCUCUCAAACUAGAGGGGACAGUAGCCUUCAGGGAGGAGUAUCUUCGGCCGAGUGACCCAGCUUGCCCCUCACUGCCGUGCCCAGAGACUGCCAUCAGCAUCCCCGGGGACAGUUCAGUCUUCAUGUUUCACCCUGAGCUGCCAGCGGCUGAACCUCCUCCUGGGCAGGCUGCGCUGGGAUUCUGGGAUCAGGUGCUGCUCCACCGUGCCUCCUCCCUCCCUCCCAGGCAGAUGUGACAGCUGCAGCCUGGGGAGCUAUUCUUGCUUUGCUGGGGUGUUGGGGCCGGCCUGUGGGAUUUGGGAAGCCCAGCUGCCUGGCAGACCGUCUUUGGGCUAUCUUCUGUGCUGGCAGGGGCCGUUUGCAGGUAGUUAGAGCAGUCCUUGCCUUUGGAUAGUUGGGUUGUAGAAGUUCCUGUGGGCUUUGGUGGGCAAGCUUACUUGUCCUCUCUGCUUCUGGGACCCAUUAAGACCCUGGUGGAGCUGUUGACAGGUUAUUCUGUCUACGUGUGUGUGUGUGUGUGUGUGUGUGUGUGUGUGAGAGAGAGAGAGAGAGAGAGAGAGAGAGAGAGAGAGAGAGAGAGAGAGGGAGGCAGACAGACAGAGACAGAGAGACAAAGAUGCUAGGAUGCUAGGUAGAGUCCCCAGGCCAACUUGUGUCAUAGGUUUGACAUCCACCUCCUCCCUCCUUGUGUCCCCUUUCUCUGGGCCCUGUUGCCUCUCAGAGCCCUCCUCCUGGACUCUAUCUUUGCAACCCUCCCCAUCAAAUCUGCAGCUCCCCAUUUCUGGGCUCACGAUGGCCCAAACUUUUCCGUGUUACUUGGCCCAGGCUGUCUAGUGUUCGCCAGGAGCCUAACCUGAGGAAAGGUGUAUCCCUUUAGACUCAGGGAAUGAACAUCCCCAGUGCAAGGCCUGCCUUCCACAGUGGAGAAGCCUACAGGAGCCGCCAAUGGCCAUCUGUCAGGGUGUCUGCAGGCAGGAUUCCUCUGUGGGGUGGGGGUUGGAUGAAGCUUGCAGUCCCAUUCCAACUUUGAGAUUCUAUGGCUCUGACUUUCCUGGUGGAAUGUCAGACCCAGAACAGGGCUAGAGUGGUCUGUUUUCGCUCCAGGGUAGUGGUAAUGGAGAAGGUGGGGGCUGCCAGGAGGUGGGCUUUGGCAGAGAGGGGAGGGAUGAUGUGUUUGUCUGUCAGGUCUGACUGCAGAGGACAUAAAACACAGCUUCCAUGCAGCCUCUCUGCUUGGUGCUUUCCUGAAGAGGGGUGUGUGUGUGUGUGUGUGUGUGUGUGUGUGUGUGUGUGUGUGUGUGUGUAAUUUGCAAGGGUCACCCUCAGUCCAAUCUGUAUUAAGUCCCUCAGUCCCUGAGGGUAGUUGACCGUCACUUCCAUACCCCAUCCACCCUUCUUUCCCACAAGCCAGCAAGGGACAAGAUGGACCAAAGGAUCCUUGUCCAGCCUUGUCCAGCCUCUCUGGGUGGGAGGAAGUGAAGGUGAUCUGCCUUCUGGGGAGUCCUGGAUGUUCUGUUCGACAACAUUUAGUGGGCUCCCAUGAGGAAGGUUGCUUGAUGAGGCUCCCUGCUCUCUCCCAGGAUGUGGCUCUCUUACCGGUUCUGUUGGUGGUUACUCCAGUGGUUAUAUUAUUGCCCGCAUUGCUCCAGUGGCCACUACCUGUGCACCUGGAGAGUUCUGCUUCCCACCCCUGUGCCCCCAGGCCCAAAUUCUUUCCCAGAUUCCCUCAAGAUUUCUGUUUCGGGGAACAAGAUAGAAAGGGAGUCUUGGCACAGCCUUGCCUUUCAGAUGUGUAGAUCCUCUUCUGAGAUGUCACCAUGACUGCUGCAGCCCUUAGGAAGGGAGCUGGGAGCUCCGGGAGCUUUAAGAGCUGGCUCUGUGGGAGAGGCCAAGCCAGUUCCUUCUGUGGUUGGCUCUGCCUCCCAGGGCCUGAGGCAGGAGGGUUGCUGGGGCGCUUUGCCUCAUGAACACUUACUGCCACCUCCAGCCGCUGGCCUGAGGUCUCCUUACCACCUCCUCCCUGCUGAUGAUUGAGCAGGUCUGGCUGGUAGAAGUCAGAGCUGGAGUGGGGUCCUAGGGGCAGUUGGCUCCAGCUCCAUGUUAGAAGCCAUCUGCUUUCUCAGCAAGGCUGGGACUCUGCUGCUCCCCACCAGGGCUUUAGUAGUAAAUCAGAGGCGUCCCUUUCCCCUCCCCUCCUGUCCCCUCCCACCCUUGAGGUAGGGUCCUGCUCUGUAGUCAGUCUGGCCUUCAACUGAGUUUUCAGCCGUCGCCUCCCAAGUGCUGCAUUAUAAGGAAGUUUGUGUAAACUCUAAGGGUUUAUUUGGGGCCAUUUGUCUCUUUCUUUUGAAAUCACGGCUGCCCAGACUGGUCUCAACCCUUCCUCAGCUUUCUUACUUUUUUUUUUUUUUUAUUUCUUUUUUUUUUUUAUUCAUUUAUUAUAUAUAAGUACACUGUAGCUGUCUUCAGAUACACCAGAAGAGGGCAUCAGAUCUCAUUACAGAUGGUUGUGAGCAACCAUGUGGUUGCUGGGAAUUGAACUCAUGACCUCUGGAAGAGCAGUCGGGUGCUCUUAACCGCUGAGCCAUCUCUCCAGCCCUUCCUCAGCUUUCUUUAGCCUCUCUUGUAUCUAGGGGGACAUGCAUCUGGCUCCGUUUGUCUUGUUGAUUAUAGUGGUUUUUUUCCCUAAAAAAUGAGCCAAGUGAGUUCCAUUAAGACAAGUCUCUCCCUGAGAUCUGUGUGUUGUGUCCGAAUUACCUCCAUUUGGCUAGUGAUGUGGGCAAGAUGGGGUCCACGCUGUGUGUCUGCGUAUUUGUGCAGACAUGGACACCCAGCUUGCUUUGCAUGAGCCAGGGUCAGCGCGUUGUAAGCAAGGGUCCUGGAGUUAGGAGGAAGUGUCUGUCGAUAAGGCCUAGCUGUAGGACUUAACUGCUGGCUCCUGGGAUGUAUGGAGCAGCUGGUCACCAUCUUAGCCAAGGGUCAGUGAAUGUGUGGAUUGCUGUCCCUGCUGUCCCUAUUUGGGGCACAUGGGGCAUUUUGAAGUUUGGAAAAGCCCCACCCAUGUUUCGGUCUCUCUUAUAAAGCCUUGGUUUUUGUAAGGACGUUGCUGACAGUGCUUGGAAAUCUUGGCAGUGAGCUUCCAUUCUCACAAAUGGCUUUGUCAACAGGUUGUGCGAGCACCUUCAGUCCCUCGAGUUUGUUCCAGCUUUUUACUCUUACUCUGCCUUGAACUCCUCCGUAGAAUUUUCCCCCACCUUUGCUUCCGCUUGUCUGAGAUUUUAUUUGUUGGGCAUUUCCUGUGAGCAGGGCCCAGUGCCCAUGUUGAGAAGUACCCAACUAAUUAAUAAUUCAGGGUGCUGGAGAGGGAGGUCACUGCCAACCGAGAGGUCAGGGCAGGCUUCUAGGAGGAAGGGGCAGUAUCGAGGGCCUCAGAGCCUGGGAGUGGAGUUGGGGAAGAGCAUCGUCUGGGCCAGCUGCCAUGUGAGAAUGCUCACCCAUGCCGGACACCUGGGAAGGUGGAGGGGGCCUGGGAGGUGCUGGAGUCUUGGCUAAGGCUCCCCAGUAGUUUGAGGACUGGGUCCUUGUACUUAGUGACUCCCGUGUGUGCUCACGGAGAAAUGCCUGAGUCUCCCUGCAGGGCAGUGGAGGGAAAGCAGGCUUGGCCAGCUGAGCCCAGGUGGUGCAGGAUCUUGAUUCUUCAGUCUGUAGUCUAGGGCUUAAGAGCUCAGACUUGGGACAGGAAAGCAUGGGUUUGGCUGUGGAGCCCCAGGGGGUCUUGGCAACCAGGGGAAGGCAGAGCCAAGGUCCUCCAGUGCUGCUGCCGAUAGCAACGCCAAUGUGGAUUGCAAGCGGAGUCUCUGUUGUCCUGGUCUCUGGGAGGUCCCCACAUCCCCUGUUGUCCAAGCUCCCGGGCAGAGACCCUCCAGCAUCCAGAACAACCUCACAGGGGAUUGAAGGGAAGGCUGUGGUGGAAUGAUAGGUCCUUGCCUUGACAGCUCUGUCUUGCCUUCCUCGUCCUCCCCAGUACCAGGGAGAUGCCUAGAGGGCUACCCCACACUGACAGGUGACAGAUGUGGGUGCUGCACCACAGGAAGGAGACACAGGGCCCUCCCAAGCCUAACCUAGGGCUUUCCUGCUGAAUCCUACUAUGGUGGGAUUAUUUUUCAAUAGUGACUGUUACUCUGCACUGCCCGCUGUCUUUCUGUGGACCCCUCUGACUCCUCAGGCUUCCCGACCUUAUUCAGAUACAGGGCCAGCUUCCCAUUUUCUUUUUCCUAUGGUCAUUCCUAUUGAUCCUUCCGCUCUGUUUCAAAUGUCAAGGUCAUUUUCCGUUCUGAGCCUUUUAGCCGUCCUGUCUGGGUAAUGCAGAUGGAAUGGACAGGUGGCUGUCUUACGGCCAGUGAUGGGAGUAAGAUCCGGGUCUCCUGCUUCUAGCCCAGCGGGUUUUUUGGUUUUGGUUUGGUUUUGGUUUGGUGGUUUGGAGUUUUGAGAGUGUCUCACUUUAGCGGAGGCUAGCUCCAUUUUCAUGGCACCUUUCCUUUAACCUUCUGAGAUUACAAAUGUGAACUUCUAUACAUGGCCCCUAUGCUGGUCUUACCCUGGAAGUGGACACUAGUGCAGAAGACACUUCCGUUCUGAGAAAUGAUACUAGAAACUUAGGCUGGUGACUGCGGUGUUGAGAGGUCACACUUGUGGUUUUAACUGUUGGCUGAGUAUGGGCUGCUUCAUUGAGAUUGUCUAAGUGGCCAUGACCCUGAAGCAUGCCUUUUCUGUUUCCCCAAAGACUCUGGGAGGUGCCAGACAGUGUAACCUGCCCAUGCCAGCCAGAGGCAUCUGACACCUCAGGUGGCAGAAGCUAUGGAGAGGCAGCCUCCUGAUGGGAUGGGCCCCGUGUGAUUAAUACAGAGUCUGAAAAGGUGAGCUUACAAAUAAAUAAGGCGGUGAGGGGUCUAUUCUGAUUGCUUGAGUGUCCUUGAGGUGUUGAGUCACCCAAAAUUGCAAUGUACUUUCUGUAAUCUCUUACCUUUUAUAGACUAGGCUAGCCUUGAAUUCUCUGCUUUUCAAGUGCUGGAGGUAGAACUCAUUUAAAAAACUGUUUAAAUUUUAUUAUGUUUGGUGUGUGUGUAUGUUACACACAUGCAUGACAAGCAUGUAGGAGUCAGAAGGACACCUGUGGGAGACUUCCACUAUGUGGGUUAAAUUUAAUUAAAAAAAGUUAGGUGGUGGUGCAUACCUUUUAUCCCAGGACUCAGGAAGCAGAGGCAGUUGCACCUCUGAAUUUUGAGGCCAGCCUGGUUUACAGAAUUCCAGAACAGCAAGAGCAACAGAGAGAAACCUUGUUUUGGGAAAUAAAAAAAGAAAGAAAAGAAGGAAAGAAGGGAGAGAGGGAGGGAGACAGACUGACUGACUGACAGAGGCAGGCAAGUCUCUUUUGAGUUCAGGGCCAGUCUAGUCCACACAGUGAGUUCCAGGACAGCCAGGACUACAUAGUGACAGCAUGUCUCAAAGAAGAAAAAAAAAAAGAAUUCCAUUUAUAGGUUAAUGAAUGCAUAUAAAAGAUUUCCCUCUAAGGAUACACACCGACCUGUAUUCUCUGAAAAAUGUGACUUUGUUUGUAGUGGCAACAACAAAACAUAAAGACGUGGCGUAAAGGGGGAUGAGGUAGAACCAUAUUUUAUCCAGGAACUCUCGCAGUAGAGAGAGAGUCACAGUGUGGAGGGCUUCAUCCUCAAUAGCUGGGACCAAUGGGAAUCCAGGCCUAGGAGCCUGGCUGCUUAUGAGGAAAAAUAACCAGCAGAAACCAAGUGUGGAGCUCAAGACUGUGUGACCACAGCAUUCUUGAGGCUGAAGCAGGAAAACUGCCGAGAGUCUAAGGCCAGCCUGGGCUACAGAGUGAGACACUACCUCAAAACAAAAAGCUGGACUUUGUAGCACACACAUUUGGGCGGUAGAAGCACGAGGAUCAUGAGUUCAAUGGCAUCCUCUGUGUACCUAGUGAGUUUGAGGGCAGCCAGGGCUACUUCUGUUGAAGGAAGGUCCCUGAAAGGAAACCUCAGACAUGGGGCAGUUGCGUGCAGGUUUAAGAGAAGUCCUAACGUAGGCAGGGCAGGGUGAUUGGGGCAGGCACUGAGAACAGAUAUUGGAUGAGAUUUUGGGAGAGAUCUGCUAACACAGAAAAAAUCAUACCUUUGGAAAGCUUGUGGAUAAAAAAUAUGGAAACACAAGACAGCCAGAGAGAGAGAGAGAGCUUAGUGGAUGCACACAAACCUGGAGAUCGGAGUUCAAUCCCCAGGAACCCACAGGUGUUGUAUGCAUGUGCACGUGCCUGUGCCUGUGUGUGUGUGUGUGUGUGUGUGUGUGUGUGUGUGUGUGUGUGUGUGCGCGCGCGCGCGCGCGCGCAUGUGCAUCCUAGUACUUAGGAAAUAGGUAGGAGGAUCUCUGUAAGUUUAAGGCCAACCAACUCUGCAUAGACUGUUUCAAAUAAAACAAAAUUCCAAACAAAUAAAUGGUAAGGCAUUAAAAAAUAGAACUGACUUAAAGACUGAGGGCUAGAUGACUCAGUCUAUGCAGGAAGAAGCCUGGAUGCGGGGAAGGGUUGAGAGCAGAGGGGUCUUGCUUGUACUUAGUUCCCAGGGACGGUAGACAAAUCUCGAACCAGGAUGGGGAAAAUCACUCGGAAAAUCCUGCUGAAAGGCAUCACUGCAAUGGUUAGUCACCCAGAUUGUCCCCUGGGUGUUAAAGGCAUAACUAAAGAUCCAGCCAGGGGUGGAGGGCAGGUCUCUUAGCCCAAAUCUCUGAGAUCACCUGGAGAAGCCACACUCAAGGAUGAGUUUGCCAUCAGAAGGUCCUGCCACAGACAUAGAAGGAUCUGUGGAACUUGCCCUGUCUGUGGGCUCCAGCUCUGAUCCAGGAGCUCCUGAGGAAGUGGGUAGCAGCGAGCUGGGUGACAACGGAGAGGGGGCGUUAAGGAAAGAAACAAAGAGGUUGGAGAGAUGGCUCAGCCAUUAAAGGCUAGGCUCACAACCAAAAAUAUAAGGAAAGAAACAAAGAUUCCUUUUCCUGGUCACUUGGAGAUAAAACUAGAAGGGCUAAGACCCGGCAAAGAAAAGAACCCAGCAUGGAAGGAAGCCUGGGGCUUGUCCCUCUGCUGACCGGACCCACAGUUCCAGGCUUGCGCAGGACAAAAGGGGAAGUAGGGAGUCAGGCAGCCCCCCGGGGUUAGCACCUUCAGCUGCUGACAUUCGCUAGUGCCUAGCCCUAAGCAGUUUUGAGUUGCAUGCUUUUUCUGUAAACCAAAUGAUUCUCAUUUUACAGCCACUCAUAGGAGGUGCCCAGGAAGGAAUUGCCCCUUUUCAUAAAGUGGGGUUCAUUAUACAAUGGUCUGUGAAUAAGGGGAACUCUCAGGAAGGCCUUGUGCUGUGAGAGCCUAUAAAACAACUAUUCUUGACACCCUUAAGAUGAAGGGGAGCAGAUCAUUUUGAUAACUAUAUAUCAGUUUAUAUAGGGGGGCGCACACCAGGACAACCUGUGGGAUAUCUGUUCUCUCUGUCCACCAUAUGUGUCCUUGACAUCAAACUCAAGUUGUCAGGUUUCGCAACAGAAAUCAUCAAUUCCUGAACUACCUUGAUGGUCUCUCUGUUACUACUGUGAAAAACCAGGAAUUGGCUGUACAGCCCACCCCCACCCCCAACUCCCAAUGUCUUAUGGGUUGUGGUCCUGCUGGCCCUACUGACUUUGCCCAUAGUCUAGAGCAUGGGAGGGUCUAGACCAGUUUGGCAACUGGCAUUGCAAUGUCCUCUAAUGGUUUUAUUGCCAUAAACAGUGUACUUGUUGCUAUCCACUCAGAGGCCUGUGGUUCUCAGCCUGGCUGGUGGUAGUCUGAGGGCCCUGCUUGGUACUGGAGGCUCAUCUUAAAAGCCCAGUGAGGCUGGGCAGGGCCUCUGCAUUUCCUCCGGUCAACACCCUCCCAACCGCUUGGCAUCUUAAACCCAGUCUGGAGGUCCCUUGCUCCAGAUGCAUAGUGUCUCUGUUCAUCGCUGAAAGGCCUCCUGGAGGCCACUCGCUGCUGACCAUACAGAUGAAACCCAAGGACUCUCCCUGCACUUCAGGUGGAGGAUGGGCAACGAAUUGCCAGCUGUGGUCAGCUUGAAAAAAACAGGAAGGGGGCUUACUGGGGCUGGAUAGGGAAGCCUGGUCACAGGCAGGGAAUGCCGUGAAGGGAUUUUUGAUGGAUGUGACGCCUAAGCUGAGGUGAAGGGCAUGGAGUUAGAUGGUCAAGGGCAGAUUCAGCUCCAGAAGGCUGGAGGGCUGGGUCCGGCCAGGCUGGGGAAGCUGCAAUGUCCACAGAUGAGGGUGAGAGUCCUCAGCCCCCAGUGACAUCCAAGGAAGGUCAUUCUGGGGCACCCAGAAGGAGGAAGUCAGAAGCCAGCGUAGAAAUGUAGAGGUCAGGUGGGUGGUUGAGGAGGGUCUGCACGAAGGGCUAUGCUCCAAAGGGAGGGAGGGGAGGUGAUGGUGACUCCGCUUUCUGCGGAGUCCUGAGGGCUCUGGGGUGUUGCUUCCUGGGAGACACUGGAGCUGGGCCUGGGCCAGGCUUGCAGAAGGCGGCGAGAGCCUGCGUCAGAAGGCCUGAGGGGGGCGUCUGUGGGAUGGGUGAGGAAGGGCCGUUGCUUUCCUCGGUGCUGGCUAGGCAGCCCUGCAGAUGUGUGAGGGAGGCGGUGGUGACUUCACUGGGCUUGUGUCACAGGCAUCAGGCAGUCAUUGUUCUUGGUGUUUGGGGAUUUGAACCGGGAUGUCUGCUGCUUGGUGAUUCUUCCCAAAAUGAACUUUCAGGCCUAGCCCUCCACUCCCAGGCUGCUCCAUUUGGGUAAGCAUCACUGUCACCUUCUCAGAGUGUCCUUGGACUUGAGCAAAGCCGCCCCUCUCCGUCAGGGCCAAGUCUGCCAAAAGAGGAGGGAACAAUCUAGGACCAGCCUUUUUGGCAGAGCCACCCAGCGCUGAGGCAUCACUUUCCGAGGGCUUGACAUCAGGACCUAUGUUUAAGUUUUAGCUCUUGCUCACAAAGACCACGAUAAUACCUUCUCUGAAGCCCUCGCAGUCCCACAGCGCCCUCGAAGCCCCAGCCUGCCUCCUACUGCCCAGCUGCCCGCAAUGCCCUCCAGCGGCCCCGGGGACACCAGCAUCUCCUCUCUGGAGCGGGAGGAUGAUCGAAAGGAAGGAGAGGAACAGGAGGAGAACCGUGGUAAGGAAGAGCGUCAGGAGCCCAGCGCCACGGCCCGGAAAGUGGGGAGGCCUGGCCGGAAGCGCAAGCACCCACCGGUGGAAAGCAGUGACACCCCCAAGGACCCAGCGGUGACCACCAAGUCUCAGCCCACAGCCCAGGACUCUGGGCCCUCAGAUCUGCUACCCAAUGGAGACUUGGAGAAGCGGAGUGAACCCCAACCUGAGGAGGGGAGCCCAGCUGCAGGGCAGAAGGGUGGGGCCCCAGCUGAAGGAGAGGGAACUGAGACCCCACCAGAAGCCUCCAGAGCAGUGGAGAAUGGCUGCUGCGUAACCAAGGAAGGCCGUGGAGCCUCUGCGGGAGAGGGCAAAGAACAGAAGCAGACCAACAUCGAAUCCAUGAAAAUGGAGGGCUCCCGGGGCCGACUGCGUGGUGGCUUGGGGUGGGAGUCCAGCCUCCGUCAGCGGCCCAUGCCAAGACUCACCUUCCAGGCAGGGGACCCCUACUACAUCAGCAAACGGAAGCGGGAUGAGUGGCUGGCACGUUGGAAAAGGGAGGCUGAGAAGAAAGCCAAGGUGAUUGCAGUAAUGAAUGCUGUGGAGGAAAGCCAGGCCUCUGGGGAGUCCCAGAAGGUGGAGGAGGCCAGCCCUCCUGCAGUGCAGCAGCCCACGGACCCUGCAUCUCCCACUGUGGCCACCACCCCUGAGCCAGUAGGGGCUGAUGCUGGGGACAAGAAUGCUACCAAGGCAGCUGAUGACGAGCCCGAGUAUGAGGAUGGCCGGGGCUUUGGCAUUGGAGAGCUGGUGUGGGGGAAACUCCGGGGCUUCUCCUGGUGGCCAGGCCGAAUUGUGUCUUGGUGGAUGACAGGCCGGAGCCGAGCAGCCGAAGGCACUCGCUGGGUCAUGUGGUUCGGAGAUGGCAAAUUCUCAGUGGUGUGUGUCGAGAAGCUCAUGCCCCUGAGCUCCUUCUGCAGUGCGUUCCACCAGGCCACCUACAACAAGCAGCCCAUGUACCGCAAAGCCAUCUACGAAGUCCUCCAGGUGGCCAGCAGCCGUGCAGGGAAGCUGUUCCCAGCAUGUCAUGACAGCGAUGAAAGUGACACUGGCAAGGCUGUGGAGGUGCAGAACAAGCAGAUGAUUGAGUGGGCCCUUGGCGGCUUCCAGCCCUCUGGUCCCAAAGGCCUGGAGCCACCAGAAGAGGAGAAGAAUCCUUACAAGGAAGUUUACACCGACAUGUGGGUGGAGCCUGAGGCAGCUGCUUAUGCCCCACCCCCACCAGCCAAGAAACCCAGAAAGAGCACAACAGAGAAACCCAAGGUCAAGGAGAUCAUUGAUGAACGCACAAGAGAACGGCUCGUGUAUGAGGUGCGCCAGAAGUGCCGAAACAUCGAGGACAUUUGUAUCUCAUGUGGGAGCCUCAAUGUUACCCUGGAGCACCCACUCUUCAUUGGUGGAAUGUGCCAGAACUGUAAGAACUGCUUCUUGGAGUGUGCUUACCAAUACGAUGACGAUGGGUACCAGUCCUACUGUACCAUCUGCUGUGGGGGGCGCGAAGUGCUCAUGUGUGGGAACAACAACUGCUGCAGGUGCUUUUGUGUGGAGUGUGUGGAUCUCUUGGUGGGGCCAGGGGCUGCCCAAGCAGCCAUUAAGGAAGACCCCUGGAACUGCUACAUGUGUGGGCACAAGGGCACGUAUGGGCUGCUGCGGAGACGGGAGGACUGGCCUUCUCGACUCCAGAUGUUCUUCGCCAAUAACCACGACCAGGAAUUUGACCCCCCGAAGGUUUACCCACCUGUGCCAGCUGAGAAGAGGAAGCCCAUCCGGGUGCUAUCUCUCUUUGAUGGGAUUGCUACAGGGCUCCUGGUGCUGAAGGACCUGGGCAUCCAAGUGGACCGCUACAUCGCCUCCGAGGUGUGCGAGGACUCCAUCACAGUGGGCAUGGUGCGGCACCAGGGAAAGAUCAUGUACGUCGGGGACGUCCGCAGCGUCACACAGAAGCAUAUCCAGGAGUGGGGCCCAUUCGAUCUGGUGAUUGGGGGCAGUCCCUGCAAUGACCUCUCCAUCGUCAACCCUGCCCGCAAGGGACUUUACGAGGGCACGGGCCGCCUCUUCUUUGAGUUCUACCGCCUCCUGCAUGACGCGCGGCCCAAGGAGGGAGAUGAUCGCCCCUUCUUCUGGCUUUUUGAGAAUGUGGUGGCCAUGGGCGUUAGUGACAAGAGGGACAUCUCGAGAUUUCUUGAGUCUAACCCCGUGAUGAUCGACGCCAAAGAAGUGUCUGCUGCACACAGGGCCCGUUAUUUCUGGGGUAACCUUCCUGGCAUGAACAGGCCAUUGGCAUCCACUGUGAAUGAUAAGCUGGAGUUGCAAGAGUGUCUGGAACACGGCAGAAUAGCCAAGUUCAGCAAAGUGAGGACCAUUACCACCAGGUCAAACUCCAUAAAGCAGGGCAAAGACCAGCAUUUCCCUGUCUUCAUGAAUGAGAAGGAAGACAUCCUCUGGUGCACUGAAAUGGAAAGGGUGUUUGGCUUCCCUGUCCACUACACAGACGUCUCCAACAUGAGCCGCUUGGCGAGGCAGAGACUGCUGGGCCGAUCGUGGAGCGUGCCAGUCAUCCGCCACCUCUUCGCUCCGCUGAAGGAAUAUUUUGCUUGUGUGUAAGGGACAUGGGGGCAAACUGAAGUAGUGAUGAUAACCAAGUUAAACAAACAAAAAAACAAAACACAAUAAAACACCAAGAACGAGAGGACGGAGAGAAGUUCAGCACCCAGAAGAGAAAAAGGAAUUUAAAGCAAACCACAGAGGAGGAAAUGCCGGAGGGCUUGGCCUUGCAGAAGGGUUGGACAUCAUCUCUUGAGUUUUCAAUGUUCAUCUUCAGUCCUAACUAAAACGCAGGAUAGGCCCCUCCCCUUCCUCCCCUCCGGUCCUAGGAGGCGAACCUUUUGUUUUCUACUCUUUUUUUCAGAGGGGUUUUCUGUUUGUUUGGGUUUUUGUUUCUUGCUGUGACUGAAACAAGAGAGUUAAUUGCAGCAAAAUCAGUAACAACAAAAAGUAAUGCCUUGGAGAGGAAAGGGAGAGAGGGAAAAUUCUAUAAAAACUUAAAAUAUUGUUUUUUUUUUUUCCUUUUCUAUAUAUCUCUUUGGUUGUCUCUAGCCUGAUCAGAUAGGAGCACAAACAGGAACAGAAUAGAGACCCUCGGAGGCAGAGUCUCCUCUCGCAGCCCCCGAGCGGUCUCAACAGCACCAUCCCUGGUCAUGCAGAACAGAACCCAACUAGCAGCAGGGCGCUGAGAAUACCACACCAGACACUUUUCUACAGUAUUUCAGGUGCCUACCACACAGGAAACCUUGAAGAAAACCAGUUUCUAGAAGCCGCUGUUACCUCUUGUUUACAGUUUAUAUAUAUACGAUAGAUAUGAGAUAUAUAUAUAAAAGGUACUGUUAACUACUGUACAUCCCAACUUCAUAAUGGUGCUUUCAAAACAGCGAGAUGAGCAAAAACAUCAACCUCCACCUGGCCCUCUGUGCAAAGGGUUUCAGCCCAGGAUGGGGGAGGGAAGCAGCUAGAGGGUGUCGUUUUUUUUUUUUUUUUUUGUCCCUCUUGGUUUUUAACAAACCAAAGGAGGAACCAUAUUGCCCCCACCCCCACCCCACCCCAUGCCUAGCUUCUCCUGCCAAAAGUGGGGCUCAGCUGAGGUGGUCGGAACCUGGGGAAGCGGAGUGUGGAAUUUAUCCAGACUCGCGUGCAAUAACCUUUGAAUAUGAAUCUAAAACGACUGCCUCAGAAAAAUGGCUUAAAAAAAAAAAAAGUUGUCCCUGAUUUUGAAUCUGUCAGCCACAUUGAAGGCCCCCUUGUGGGAUAAGAAAUAAUCCAGAGUGAGGGAAAGUGAUCCGCCAUUAACCCCACCUGGAGCAAAUAAAAAAACAUACAAAACGUACUGGUGCUUUCUGUCUAAGUUGCCUUUUGUGUGUUCUUUUAUGAGGCCCCCCACUACCCCCUGUGCACACGGCAGCUCCGGUCCUGGAAUGUGAUGUUUUUGGUCAUCUCUAAAGACUGCAGUUUCAUACUUGGGAGGCUGAUGACACCUUUAUUAUAAUUAUUCUUAUGGUUCUGGCUAUAAUUGUUCAUUUUAAGAUUUUCUUUGAGAAAACAAAAACCCAACACCCUUCCCUUUAGGUUUCAAACCAAGGUGCAGGGGGGUGGCAGGUGCUUUUUUUUCUUUUCUUUUUUUUUAAGGACCAGUGGCUCUGGUGCCCUGGCUUCCACCCCUCAGGCCAGGUGGGCCACUGGGCAGUACAGCACCAAGCCAGGCAGCCAGGGAGUUCCAAGGCCCGCCCUCCGGGCCGUCAUUCUUCUCUUCUUCCCUCCUCGUGAGUCCGGUGUGUCAGGGCUGGAGGGAGGCCGGGGCAGCCUCUCUCCUUGUGUGCGUGGUUGGAGUGGCGUGUGUUUCUUUUCUAGUGUUUGGUCCGAUAGCUGUGCUCUUACCUUGAGUCAGCUUCACCUGGGGCCUGUGCGCUCACACUUUGUUCUGCUUCCUACCCAGGGCAGCCUGGCAUUGGCCGUGGGAAGGGAAGGUGUUGUUGGCCCCGGGGUGAGGGCUUGUCUGGAUGGAUGGAGUGUAGAUAUGUGGCAUAUAGAGAUAUAUAUUUUAUAAUGGGAGGGGGGACGGCACCUCCUGAGACCAGCAGAGGCUGGGAGGUGUGCUGUCAAGCACAUGGUCCCGAGACCGCAUCCCUAGAAAGAUGGGGCCUGUGAUAGGCCCUGUAUAAAUACAUAGAUAGGGUCGUGUAUAAGAAAUUUACACAGUGGGGGUUGGAGGGAGCAGGCUCUGUGUUGAGCCUGGGUCCCUCCCGCAGACAGCCCCACAAACAGUAUAUCAGUCUGACACAUGCACAGGGACUUCUCUCUGUCUGGAUGCACACCAGGGAGCUCCCAGCACACUUCUCCCCAGGGUCAGGAUGCUGGAGUCGCUCUGCAGCUCUCACACAUCUGUUGCCCUGAUGACAGGUAGACUCGAUCCCAGAAGUUGCUAGGUGCUGAAGUCAGGAAAAGGAGGAGGUUUGAUCCAAGCAGGUGCUUCCUCUAGCAGGUCUGUGUUCUAUACCCUUUGCCCCUGGUGAUGUCAAAGAUUCUUCUGUUAGCAGCCUGUGGUUACUGACCUGCAACUCUAGGCACCAGUCAAGUCAGCCCUCGACUCCCCCUACCUAUUCUCCCCAACCAAAGUCGAACUGAAAUCUGUCUUGGCCAUUGGUCUUCCAUUGGGAACAUAAAAUAUUAAAAAAAUUUAAAAUGGGACAGUGUACCUCACUUUUGGAGUAAAGCAAAUCAUUAAUUAGUGUUAGAACUAAACAAAGGCUUUGUCCCCUUGCUCACUGCUCAGGAGUAAGCUUAGCUGGUGGCUUGGUAACACCUCUUGGGCUGUGUGGUCCUGCCCACCUCUGCUCAUUUUCUCUGGAUAGUUUUAAAAUGACAGCUAGUUUUCCCUGCCGUGGCAGGUAGUGACUAUGGGGCUGGGGCAUCCAGGAGAGGGGAUGCUUGCCCACUUGGAGUCCCUAUACUAAAUGUGAUAGCUCCCCUGCUCCAGCAGGGCUCCAUUCUGACCUGGAGUCCACCAGCACCAUGCAGGAGGACUGGAGGGGAGGAAGGCUGCUUUAGGCAGUCUAAGGUGCUCCCUCCCCAACUAGCAAUGGCAAGGUCUUCCCAGCUCCUGUCAGGACUGUCUUCAAGGUCCUCCCACCUCUGCCCACUGCUUAUGUGAAGAAGCUAGCCUUCCCCAGGAGCCUCAUGCCACCCCAGCUGGGCCUGGUGCUCCCCAAUGCCUGGGGUUAAUGUGAGGGCUCAGGAAGAGGGGUCUCUGUCAAUGGAUGUGGCAUUCUCAAGGGACUGAGUAGAGGCUCCCAGGUGGCUGGCCGAUACUGACUUGACAAGUUCCCUAAUAGAUUCCCAUGGGGCCUCUUCACUAGCUUUCCUUCCAGCCCAGUCUUACCAUAGUGUGUAGGCACCAGUCCAGUUAGCCCCCAAUAUCUUUUGGGGAGGUCUUUGUGACUGCGCCUGCUUGGUCUUCAUCCAUCUCUACCCCAAGUGGGGCUUCUAGGGUCACCUCCAAGGAGAGCUCCUAGGAUGCUGUGGUAGCUGAGCAGAGGCUGUGGGGAGUUGGCAGAGCAUGUAGGAGCUAGUUCACUGUAGGUGGAAUUGAAGCUGGAGUCAGGUCAUGGGAUGGGAGGAUCCCCAAAGGUUCCCCGCGGGCUUUCCUUUCCAAAGAAUAGUCUUGUUUCCCCUAGAAACUAAGGUGCUGGGGGACUGAGUGACAGCCACCCCUCUGCUGGUGCUGUGUGAAGUCUCACACCCAAGAUCUGUGUGUGGCCCUUGCCAGGGGAUGUAGCUGGUGCUAGUGCCAGGGUCACAGAACCAAGGCCUCCUGAGGAGGCACACAUGCUAGCGGGGUCCCAAGCUGGUGCUAAUUCCUCUCCACAGGACCCAGAAGCCUGGGAGCCUGCAGUAAGCUGAUCCCUGCUGUGAACACCCAUUAGAAAGCCAAAGUCCCACAGGUAGAACCACAGGCAUAAAGACCCCUGUGGCUUUUGGCAAAUGACCAGAAGUGUGGAUGCAGAAGCAACAGGUAGAGUUGGUGGCCCUUGCGGGCCAACAUCAAAAGCAUAUACCUUCCCCAAUAGCAUCUCUGUACUGGAGAUGCUGUGGUCAUCACAUGCUGGUUUAGGAAUUAGUCUGAGCCACCUUGAAGAAAUGUGCUCACAAGAAGAUACAGAUUAUUGGUUUCUCUAUUUACUACGCAGUUUGUCCAGAGAGUAGAAGCAAAUUCCCGGGCUUGUCCGGUUGGUGCAAAGCUGCUGUGACACUAUAGGGUCUUCAGAACCGGUCACUGUAGGGGUCCUGGCUGUGAGCUGGGACGGUGUGACCAUUGCAGCUGUGUUUCCAAGCAGGCCUGUGUUUGUUUGCAUCUGAGCUUGGCACUUGUGAUGAGGUGGCCGUGCUCACUUGUUCACUUGGCAGAGAACAGCCGAAGCCUGUCACCCUGUGAUGGUGUGUGGAGUUUGUGGCCCUUCUGAUUGGUCCUGUCCCAUCCGGUCGGUACCCAUGCUAGGAGCAGUGCUGGUUCGGAAGAACCCCCAAGGAAAGGACUCGGGUUGGUCAGGGUCAUUGUGAGCUCGCAUAUGUUUGUGUGGAGAAAGCCGAGGUCUUUGGGAGGAAAGGCCUUGUCCUUUCAGGCUUCCAAGACAACAGCUAAGGUUGGCCUUUGGUUGGAGACAAGUCUCUAGGCCAGACACUGGAGUUUCAGCAUUGAGACCAAGAGGUAGGCCAAGAUCGGGAUGUAUGGAAGGCCGUUGCUGGUAGGAAGGCACAGCUUCUCUAGGGGACCCCAGGAACUCCUGUAACUGGCUCUCCCAUUGGGAUGAACCCCAUUUGUGGGCUCAUAAAGCGGCCUCCUAACUCCACCCAGUCCCCGAGCCUGAGGACAUGAGCAGUGGUCUAAAGUCUCACCUAGUCCCAUUUUACAGACUAAUUUGAUUGUCCGGCCCUAGAAUUCUAUAGAAACAACAAUAAUGAAAAGUUGAAAUUCCUUAGAAUAUGCAGAGGGAGGGGAUGACUCACACGGUGCUAAACACAUUUUAUUAAAAAUAUAUAUUGUUAAAUUAAGUCUGCUGUCUGGACAAUGAUGUUCUGUUUUGUUUUCUUGUAGUGGAGUUUAAAAGAGACUAUUAUUUUACUCUGAUAUAUUAUUAUUAAAAAGGCAUUUUAACUUUGUACUUGAAAACUAAGUGAACGAUUUCACGUGUUUUAGCUGAGGCAUCGAAGUAUCGGGUGCUUACUUGUGGGAAAUCAUGUAUUCAUACUACAAAAUAAACUCCGUGGCUGGUUUGGUAAUAACUUUUACUGUUACAGACGAUUUCGCUUUGACCCCGGUGGCAGAGCACUUUUACUCCACAUUCCACGCAGCUAAGUGCAGGACCUUCCAGAACCUUCCCCUAGUCCCCCUCGGUCCUCUUUCCGUUCCUCUUCCUAUCUCUCUCUUUUCCUAUUUUUUCUUUUUAAAUUGUCGUUUGUUUUCCCUGGUCCCAGCUUCCUUCUACCACUGUAUUUUUUUGUUAGGGUUGCUUCUCUAUUUAUUGACAGUAAUACUGUACAUUUCACAGUCUGGUUCUGGGGCAGCCAGGAGGGGUGUGGGGGGCUGCGCACAGCUUGCCGCACCAUCCGGUGUCCCGUUGUAUCUCUGUGUACGUGAUGCUUGUGACAUAGCUGUUGAAGAAAUAAUUAAAAAGGUCAAUGCGUACAGCAGGUGUAGACAGUCCGUCAGUUCCGCUUUCAUCACUUUUCUUUUUCUUUUUUUUUUUUUUUUUUUUGUGCCCAGAAGAAUAUAAUAAAGCUCCUUUCUAAUGUACUUGUGCUGGAGAACACUUGAAUAAAUGGACUGUUUUUGUGCAAAAAGAAAAAUGGAAAACGAAAAGCACCGUCAUAAUGUCCUUUUGUCCUGCGACUCCUUUCCCCUGAUGUGACAGCUCGCGGUCCUCCAGUGGGCUGAAGUGGGUGUGCAUAAUAUCUGGGGGGCGUCUGGGGAAUGGAUUUCUAACGCAGCUCUCGAGUGGGUGUUAACUAGGGGCUGGGACCCAAGGGCAGAGGGAGUUUGGCUCAAGAUCAAAGAGUCGGACAAAGAUGAAGUUGUCUGGUUGACUUCCAGACACAGCAGAUGUCUUGAGACCAGAACAGGAAGCAGAUCAGCAUCCUGGUUAGGUGGCAGGAGAACCAGUGGGGACUUACCGAUGCCAGGCUCAGAAGGAAGAAGUGAGGAAAGGAGGGAGACAGCUGGGCCCUGGGGGAACCCUAGAAGAACCUCGGGUUUAAAGGCAAUCUUUGCCAACACGUGACAGGUAACCCAAGGGCUGGGGCCAGUGGCCAACAGGCUACUGCUGGUCUGAGUGUAGGCUCUCUGGCAGGGCCUUAUGGCCUGAGGUGUUAUUGCCCAUGGUGUCUCUGUCUCACCUUUCUAGAAGGUCAGUCUGAAUGCAGAGUCUGUCUGUCCCCCAUAUCUCCGGGAGUAGCCAGUAGGCUUGGCCUGGGUUUCCACUCCUAAGGAUUGUUCAGGCUGUCUCCUCCCCCAGGCUUUUGGGCGGGUUUGGGAUAGCAGACACACUGUGUGGGGAUCCUUGAGCAGAUGGGGAAAGCUCGGCUAGACAGGUUUUCUCAUGGGCACUUUUUCUUGCUUUUUUCCCUUUGACAAGGUUGUAAAUGUAUAUUUGGCUUUUACUCUACUUCUUUUCUCGAUGUUUUUCAAUGUUGAUGUGGAAUCUUACUUUCAAAUGGCUGCAUGGUAUUUUCUUGUUGAAUGUUUGUUUAUAUAUAUUUUAUUUUCGCUAUAAAUAGAGCUUCAAUAAACAUCUUUAUGUUUUGGCUUC
This is a messenger RNA of Rattus norvegicus (Norway rat), 19066 nucleotides long. NCBI's taxonomy places the organism in Eukaryota, Metazoa, Chordata, Mammalia, Rodentia, Muridae. The record is from RefSeq and is a predicted model, not a curated record.